AUGAGUAAGCGUACAGACCGCGGCAAGCCAUGGAAGAAGAGAGACAAGACCGAACAGGAGAUGCUACUGGAGAGCAAACAGCAAAGGGGGGUGAGUGGUCUGAAAUAUUUCGGUUGGAGUGAUGCCAUUCGUAUAGAUAAAGGUAAUAAGGCAGACAAUUAG
Perkinsus marinus ATCC 50983 is the source of this 162-nucleotide messenger RNA. RefSeq lists its product as hypothetical. The record is from RefSeq and is a predicted model, not a curated record. The transcript has a single exon. NCBI's taxonomy places the organism in Eukaryota, Perkinsozoa, Perkinsida, Perkinsidae. The coding region runs from base 1 to 162 and encodes 53 amino acids.